AUGGCGAGGGGGAAAGGCCGAUUUAUGUUUUCGAGGAGGGGAGGGGCGAGGGCGGGGAGAGAGGAGUCUCCGCUGCAGGCGGGCAUUUCCUGGCAACGCCCCGAACGGCAAAUGAUGCCGGCUUCCGGGGCGGGUCACAGAAUCUGUCCGUUAUCUAUCGGCGGGAAUCCGCUGGCCCGCCCGCCAAUGGCAGUUGCCCGCUCUGCCAUCGGGAGGAAUCGGGUGGCAACGGAAGUAUUAGGAAACUCGCAUUUGCCUGCGCGCCAAGAGAUCCUGCAGACUGACGGAUCACCUGAUUACUUCUCUCCUAUUGGCUUGGUUCCCCCCGCUGCACGGGAGACACGUUGCCUUCUCUCCCCAUGUUCCCCGGUGAGCCCCGACGUGGGGGAAAUGGGCGGCACUCACGGUGGUUCCCAUACUUUAAAGCGUUGUCACGGUCGGACACGGUUCACUGGGCGGUCUGAUCAUGCGACCACCAUGGGGAGUUCACCGUCACUUGCAAAUGUGGUAGCGCCGGGUUGCCGUUGCAUGUCAAAGUUUCCCGACCCAACAUGGAGUGGGACCCGGUUUUGCCUAUCAGUUGCCUCGCUAGUCCCUGCCGUGAUGCCCCGGACCAAUCAGCAGUUCACACUAACAAAGCAUCACGAUUCACACGCCGGCUCUUGCUCUCCCCACAUCCCGGAAUGCUAG
This is a messenger RNA of Aspergillus eucalypticola CBS 122712, 690 nucleotides long. RefSeq lists its product as uncharacterized. Bases 1 to 690 code for a protein of 229 amino acids. Lineage: Eukaryota; Fungi; Ascomycota; Eurotiomycetes; Eurotiales; Aspergillaceae. The record is from RefSeq and is a predicted model, not a curated record. The transcript has 6 exons.